AGCAGCGUUGACCCGCAGGCGGUGCCGUCAUGUCCCUGACGGAUCAGCAGUGGUGUCCCACGAGCGUCCAGGUAACGGUGCUCCAAGCCAGAGGCCUCCGGAUCAAGGGGAAGAGCGGCACCAACGACGCGUACGCGGUCAUGCAAGUGGGCAAGGAGAAGUUCCUGACGACCGUGGUGGAGAAGAGCGUGACUCCGGUGUGGAAGGAGGAGGCCACCUUCGACCUGCCGCAGCUGCUGCAGGGGGGAGGAGGAGGACCUGACCGGAGCACCCUGCACGUCCAAGUCCUGCACCGGGCCCUGGUGGGUCCAGACAAGCUGCUGGGUCAGGCUGUCAUCUACCUGUUGCAGCUCAGUGAGGACAAAAGCCGCAACAAGACGGAAUGGUUCAAGUUACUGGACAAGACCGGCAAACCAGACAAAGAGCGAGGAGAGGUGCUGCUGGACAUCCAGUUCAUGAGGAGCAACAUGACCGUCAGCAUGUUUGACCUCUCCACAGCAGGAAAAUCCCGCUCUCGCCUGGGCAAGAUCAAGGACAAAGUUCGUGGCAAGAAAAAAGAAUCGGACUCUGCCUCGGGCGUCGCGCCAUCAUCCCUAACUCAGGUACUGACCGACAGCGAAGAAGAGGAGGCAGCCAACAGAGAUGCUGAUGGAAAGGAAGCCAAGGAUGGAAAAUUAAAGAAGCACAAGUUGAAGUCUUUGUUCGCUCCCAAGUCCAACUUGAAGAAAAACAUGUCUCAGUCCAUGUCUGUUCUGCCGGGGACAAACUCCUCGCUGAGUGGCAGCCCAUCAGCUCUGAAUGUAGACUCCUCUGAAGGGAAAAAGAAGUUCAAGUUCACGCUGCAUAAACGCUCCGGUAGUUCAGACGGUAAACAUAUCUCCGUUGGGCAUCAAAAACCGGUUCCUGUGGAACAGAGCAACCUCUGCAUCAACGGCAGCCAUAUUUACUGCGAUGAACCGCCGCCUCGAACGUCUCGCACCAGCUCCAACUUCAGCCUGACCAGUUCAGGCCUCGGAUCCAUGGAGGAUGUCCCUGAAAGCUCUCCUCCGUCUGUGGAAUCACUGGAAGCAGUGAGGGAGUAUUCACCCUGGAUGGAGGAAGAGGAGGAGGAAGAGGAGGAGGAGGAGGAGGAAGCAGUGAAUGUAAAGGAAGAUCUGAAUGAGUUGAGAAAGGAGGAAGAAGAAAGAAGAAAGAUGGAGGAUGAAGAGAGACGGAAAAAAGAGUUGGAGAAAUUGGAAAACGAGAAGCUGAGACGAGAGGAUGAAAUGAGAUUACAGGUUCAAAAGGAGGAAGAGGAAAAGAGAGAGGAAGAAAAAGAGAUGCUGAGACAAGAAGAGCUGGAGAGGUUGGCUAAGGAGAAGUUAAGACGAGGGGAGGAAGAGAAUCGAAAGGCUGAAGAAGAGAGGGCUAAAAGGGAGGAAGAAAAGAAAAGGGAAGAAAAGAUGCUGAGACAACAAGAGUUGGAGAGAUUGGCUAAGGAGAAGUUGAAACAAGAGCAAGAAGAGAGACGAAAGGCUGAAGAAGAGAGGGCUAAAAGGGAGGAAGAGGAAAGAAAAAGAGAGGAAGAGAGGCUGAGGCAACAAGAGGAGCUUGAAAGAUUAGCUAAUGAGAAGUUGAGACAAGAGGAAGAGGAGAGAAGGAGGGCUGAAGAGAGAAUAAAAGUUCAAAGGGAGGAAGCGGAAAGAAAACAAGAGGAAGAAAAGAUUGAAGAGAUGAGACGACAAGAGGAGUUGGAGAGGUUGGCUAAAGAGCGGUUAAGACAAGAGGAGGAAGAGAGAAGAAAGGCUGAAGAGGAGAGAAGGAAGGAAGAGCAGAAAAUAUUGGCAGAAGAAAAGAUGAGAGUUGAGGAAGAAGAAAAGCAAAGAGAGGAAGAGAAGGCCCUAGAGAGAAAAAAAAAGGAAGAAGAGCUUAGAUUGGCUGAGGAAAAGAGACUGAAGGAAGAAAAAGAAAGAGUUAGAAGAGCAAAUGAGAGGUCUGAGGAGGAGAGGAGACGAAAAGAGGAGGAGGAGGAGGAGCUUGUGAGAAAACGUGAAGAACAAAGGAAACGAAGGGAGGAAGAGGAGCAGGCUAGGAAAGAGAGGGAAGAACAUGAGAAGCUGAUGGAAGAAAAGAUGAGACUCGAGGAAGAGAAAAGGAUUGAGGCAGAAGAGAAAUUUAGAAAAGAGGAAGAGGAAAGGGCAAGGAUGGAGGAAGAAAAAAUGCAGAGAGAGCAGGAGAGGAGGAGGAGAGAGGAAGAGAUGAGACGAGAAGAGCUUGAAAAGUUGGCCAAGGAAAAACUGAGACAGGAAGAAGAAAAGAGGGAGGCUGAAGAAAGGGCUAAAAAGGAGGAAGAAGAGAGGAUUCAGAAAAAGAAAAGACAAGAGGAAGAGGAGAAAUUGAGAAAAGAGAAGAAAAGAAAAGAGGAGGAAGAAGAGGAGAGGCUUGGAAAGGAAAGGGAAGAAAAUAAGAGACUAGAAGAGGAGUGGAGGAGACUGGAUGAGCAAGAAAAGAAGAGGAUGGUGGAAAAAGAAAAGGAAGAACAAGAAAAGAUUAAGGCAGAGGAGAAAAAGCAAGAGGAGGAAGAAGAGAAGGCUAGAAAAGAAAAAGAACACAAGAGAUUAGAGAGUAGGAGGAAACGUGAGGAACAAGAAAAGAGGAGGAAGGAAGAAGAGAGGAUUAGGAGGGAGGAGAUGGAAAUGAAAGAAAAUGAAGAAAAGCAAAAGAAAAACAAAGAACAAAAAGUUACGAAGAAAAAUAUCAAAAUAAAUCCUGCACUAAUUUCCACAAAUCCUUUUGAUGAAGACUUUUCUCCUGAGUCGUCGUCCAGCUGCGCUCCUGAAGCUCUCAGUGAAGCUGAUCAGCAAAGAUGUCAUUCGGCUGUCCCAUCAGCGCCGAGCAGCGCCGCGUCGACUGAUGAAAAGGACUUGAUUAAUGCUCAGCAGGAAAAAAGGCUGGCUCCUCAACCUCCAGGAAGGAAUCAGCCCGAGAGACGGAGACACGAGGAGGAGGAGGAUCUGUCUACACAUCUGUCGCAAAUUAACAAGCAGAGCAAAGAAAAUGAUGUCAGGACUGUCGGCGUUCCUCUCCAGCGCUCGGUGUCAUUGAUUGCUCCGCUAAGUAGACUUUCCAAAGAUGUACACGAUGAGACGCUGAACAGUUGCACCAAAGUAUCAACCACCAAACGCCCUGCACCGUCCAGACCUUUAUCUAAUGAAGAGCCGUCAUCCACUGACAAAACCUCUGUCAGAGCUGUGUCUAAGAUGAAACCAGUCAAAACUGGUAAAACCUUAAACCCAUUUGAUGAUGACGAUGAUGUAACGACCUCUACUAGUACCGGUCCAUUUCCCUGGCCCCCUGCAGAACCACAAACUGUUGACAGAGAUGCUGCCUCCCAAGCAAAAGUCAAAUCCUCAAAGAUGGCUCGCGCUCCUGCACCUCCUGCUCCGAACGGCUCCUCGUCAAGCACUUUGAUCCAUCAGGACGAUGGGGAUCCACUUAGACGUGGUCCAGGCCUAACCACGCCAAUUGAAGCAUGUGACCCAGAUCCUCAGGGCAAGAGUUGCGUGCAGGUCCAGGAGAGUCCAGAUAAAACCACUCAUUCUACAAAGGUGUUGAGCACGAUGGUGGCAGGUGUGAAAGAGGAGGGGCCUCCUGUAAAUUCACGCAGACUUCAAACAGUAAAACCUCUUAAUACCCUGGAACAGCAGCCUGCAUCCGUUCAAGAAGAAAAUAAAUCCACAGAACUUGACUGCAACAGAGUUCAGCACAACACAAAGGUUGACGCUGUGAAUACAGGGCCGUAUUCUCAGCUGACUCGGGAGGAACUGAUCUCUUUGGUGCUGAAACAGGAGAAGCAGCUCGCCGACAGAGGCAAAAAGAUAUCGGAGCUGGAGCAGUACAUUGAUGACUUGCUUGUGCGCGUCAUUGAAAUGCAGCCAACUCCUCAUGAAAACCUCGGCUUUCAAAGACUUGCUGAGCUCAUUAGAACUGGAGUCUGGUUUGAGGUGGACCUCUUCAACUGA
Molecule: messenger RNA, 4001 nt
Organism: Nematolebias whitei (Rio pearlfish)
Lineage: Eukaryota; Metazoa; Chordata; Actinopteri; Cyprinodontiformes; Rivulidae
Product: calponin homology domain-containing protein DDB_G0272472
Exons: 7
Coding region: 30-4001 (1323 amino acids)
Biological process (GO): regulated exocytosis
Cellular component (GO): intracellular membrane-bounded organelle
Molecular function (GO): small GTPase binding
Source: RefSeq, a predicted model, not a curated record